AUGGAGGCGCUGAGUGAUUUCAACACCCUACAACAGCAGAUCCAAGCAUCUCUCGUCGCCGUCACCCGAUCAUCGCAGGUCAUCUCAUCCGAGGACUUGGGCUUCCACCGCUCUCUGGAUCCAUCACUAGGUCGCGCACUCGACACACAGAAUGCGCGGCUUCUGGGGCUUGCGGAACGCCUUUUGGGCAAUGCGGCUUCGAAUACGGAGCUUGUACGUCCCAAGUUGCCCGACACAGACGCCGUAGAUGCACAGUGGAGCAGCGUCGUUGAUGUUAUCGACAGCUUGCUUGAGAAGGCAGACAUAAGCCUGGAUGAGUACACGGGUGCAGUUAAGCGCUUGAGCCCGGCGGGAGAGCAGGCACAAACACCGACCAAGUCGCAAAAGUACUCGCGCAUCUCCAACGCCCUCCGAACACAGGACAUUCCCAAACCCCAACAAAACUUCUUCGACAUCCCCACCAACGCCGAAUCAGGGCCCUUCAAGCCGCUCCUCCAAUCAAAACCCCACGCCAUCGUACCCUUCGCCAAAGCGCUGGAACUAUUCAAAGACGCAAACAAUGUUCAGCACCACCCACACCCCUACCAGAAGGAGAUUGAACAAUACAAAUACCCUACAUUCGUGUACACUCAGGCCGAACCCAUCCCCUACCACCCCUACGAAAGCACUACCGCCACAUUUGUCGAUACGGAAGAGAAGGUCGACGAGAUGCUUCAAGAGCUCAAGAAGGCAAAGGAGAUUGCUAUUGAUCUGGAACACCACGACUCGCGCUCAUACAUCGGUAUUGUGUCACUGAUGCAAAUCAGCACUCGCGACAAGGAUUGGAUUGUCGACACCCUUCAACCAUGGAGAAGAAAGCUGAGCAAGCUGAACGAAGUCUUUGCUGAUCCUAAGAUCCUCAAGGUUCUGCACGGCGCUUUCAUGGAUAUUACCUGGUUGCAAAGAGAUUUGGGUCUAUACGUCGUGGGUCUGUUUGACACGCAUUUUGCAUCAAGAGCUCUUGGAUACUCAGGAGGAAGUCUGGCAUUUUUGCUCAAGAAGUUUGUCAACUUUGACGCUCAAAAACAGUACCAGACGGCCGACUGGCGCAUCAGACCCCUUCCUCAGGAGAUGUUCGAGUACGCUCGAUCCGAUACGCAUUUCCUUCUUUACAUCUACGACAACAUGCGCAAUGAGCUCAUUGAGAAGUCCGAUUUUUCUGUUCCCAACCAUGAACAGGACAAGGUUCACGACGUCUUGACCCGCUCCAGAGAUACCGCCCUGCAAAGAUAUGAACAUCCUGUUUACGAUGCUGCACAAGGUUUGGGUGCUGGAGGAUGGUAUAAGAUGCUGAGUCGUACACCAGCCCUCCUGGACAAGCAGCAAUUCGCAGUUUUCCGCGCAGUUCACCAAUGGCGCGACCAAGUUGCUCGCGAGCAGGACGACAGCACGCACUAUAUUAUGGCAAAUCACAACAUCUUCAGUCUUGCAAAGGAGAUGCCAACCGAGAAGGUGCAGCUCUUCACCGUUGCUGGAAAUGUCAGCCAGACUGUGCGACUGAGAGUCGACGAGCUACUGUCCGUCAUCAUCAAGGCCAAAGAGCAAGGCGAGAAUGGACCCGACAUGAUUUCGACACUGAAGGAGAUCGAAGCACACACGAUGGGAAUCCCGCUCAACGAGACACCUACACAUUUUGCUGCUCUCAAGCGAGCACAGCCCAAGCAAGCGGCCGUAACCGCUCCAGAAGAGCCCAAAGCACCAGUUCUGAGCCGUACCGAUAGCAGCGAGCCAUCAGGAGUCCGUGCCAAGGUCUCUCAAUUCUGGGGUGGCCUNUUUGGCAAGAGCCAGAGUGGCCAGCCUCGUCCCUACUCAUCGAACAUCUCACUUUCGGUUCCCCUCCCUCCCCUGACAGCAGAAGUGUUUGCUUCGUCGGCUCCAUUGACGGCACCACCCACUCCAGCCAGCGCCACACCCAAGUCUGCUACACCUUCAAGUGCGCUACCGACACCUGCGGAUCGCAUCUUCACCAUCAAGGAGCGCGGACGCAAGCGUGACUCGGACGCCAUCUCGACUGGCAACGACAAUCUUGCGACCAACGCCGACGAGAUCGAUAUCACANNGCGGAUGAGAGCUUGGAAGCCAAGCGCGAAGCCAAGCGUCAGCGCAAGGAGCAAAAAGAAGGCCCAGAAGGAGGCGGCAGCCCAACACGCGGCAGAAGUUGAUUUGGAGGAAGAAGAGUUUGACUACGCAGCUGCACCUAGCGUGUUAGAAGCCAACAAGGUGGACCCUCGCGACAGAAAGAAGAACAAGAAGGAGCCGAAGACAAAGGCGUUUAAUCCAUUCGUCAAGGCGCUAGACACGAUGAAGGGUAUGCCCAGACAGCAGAAGGAAAGGGCUGGCAAGAGUAUGACUUUCAGAAAGUAA
Molecule: messenger RNA, 2403 nt
Organism: Aureobasidium vineae
Lineage: Eukaryota; Fungi; Ascomycota; Dothideomycetes; Dothideales; Saccotheciaceae
Source: the annotation of a GenBank genome assembly